This is a messenger RNA of Acanthamoeba castellanii str. Neff, 900 nucleotides long. Its product is annotated as Fbox domain containing protein. NCBI's taxonomy places the organism in Eukaryota, Discosea, Longamoebia, Acanthamoebidae. The transcript has a single exon. Gene Ontology annotation, molecular function: protein binding. Bases 1 to 900 code for a protein of 299 amino acids. The record is from RefSeq and is a predicted model, not a curated record.
AUGUCAAUCCUGCGCAAGCUUCGUACGUCAUCACGCCACGGGAUCAAGGAGGAGAACGAGUACGCGCCCGGCGAGCUGUUCGAGGCCGUGCGCUGGGCCUUCGGGCCUGACUUCGCGCUCGACGCCUCGCCACCCGCCCAUGUGACCAACUGCCAGCGGCUGGUCGAAGCCUGGCGCGCCGCCCGGGCCGCGUCGCCAUCAGACAAGGAGUCGUCGAGGCGAGCCGAGGCCGCGGCGGCCGAGUUCAGGGCCUGGCUCGAGGUCUGGGAGCACGGGCGGCACUCGGACUGGGAGCGGCUGCCGCUGGAGGUGAUGGAGAUGAUCUUCACGUGGCUCCCGGGCGACGAGCUGCAGCACCUGCUCGCCACGCGGCUGGUGUGCCGCGCCUGGCACGAGGUGACGUCGGAGGCCAACCAGCCCUUCUGGCGUCGGCUGUUCGUGUCCCACCGCCAGCUCGACGACUCCAAGGCCCGGCAGCAGCAGAGCGACAAGAAGGAGGCCAGGCGCCAGGAGUACCUCAAGCUGCUCCAGAUCGCGAUGAGACAAGACGAAGACGAAGAUGAAGAUGGUGGCAGCAGCAGCAACAACAACAGACAAGAGGAAGAGGAGGAAGAGGAGGUGUGCUGGAAGCGACGGUACUUCGAGGUGCUCCACGGGGUGGACAUGAGCGAGUACGAGGAGUACGAGACGAAGGGAUUCCGCACGAAGCUCAUCAACGGCCCGCGGCCGGGCAAGUCGCGCCCGAACUACGGCCGAUCGUCGUCUUCAUCUUCAUCACCAUCAUCGGCCAAGCAGCGCAAGCGCGAGUUAGAGCGCCAGCAGCGGCGAGACCGACGAUCGCGCUACCAGGCGCGUGCCAACGCGCAAGGGCGUGCGGCCAAGCGGGACGCCUCGUGGUGA